Messenger RNA from Fragaria vesca subsp. vesca, 1248 nucleotides. RefSeq lists its product as uncharacterized. The transcript is spliced from 2 exons. Lineage: Eukaryota; Viridiplantae; Streptophyta; Magnoliopsida; Rosales; Rosaceae. The record is from RefSeq and is a predicted model, not a curated record. Bases 39 to 968 code for a protein of 309 amino acids.
GUAUCAUCAUCGUCCUUCAGAGCAAACAGAGAGCCACCAUGACCGAAAAAAAUUUAAACCCAGAAAGCCACGGUGAAGAAGCAAGGGAAGGAGAUCAAAGCCGUAAGCGUAUCAAUACGGGCACAGGUAGCGAGGUGGAGAUGAAGCCUGUGGUUGGGUGCGGUGGAGGGUUGAAGGACCAAGUUGCUGGUAAGUCUCUAAUCCUUUGUAGCAUGGAAUGUUACUGGGACAGACCCAACUUUCGGCCCCCUCCGCCAAGGUAUCCUCCUCAGCCUUGGGAUUCUUCCUAUGUUGUUCGCUCCAUCAAUCUUCCCGAUCUGCUGACAUCGUCGUCGUCGGAGAAACUAGAAUUGCGGGAACUAGCGAGAAUGGACGACAAAGAUUUCCCAGGCACCAAAUUGUUUAUGUCUACCAGAUUGGUUAAGCCUACCCUAGACAGCUCGAUUUGCUGCUUUGAUUUUGCUGCCCGAGACCCAGAAUGGAGGAGAGUCCCCAGCUUGGGCGGCUAUUUACCAAUCGCAGGCCAAGCUGUAGCGGUGGAAUUGCCGCAGCCAGAACACAGUAACAAAAGGUUACUGUUUUCGGCUAGAGUUGACUACUCCGAUUGUUGCAGUAUAGUAGUUCAUCUUAUGUCCUUGGAUGAAAACCAGGAAACAAUCAGUGAAAUUUUUCAGAUGAAUCUGCCGGCUGAGCUCCCUCAUCAACCAUGGCCAAAUGACUGUCAUUUCUUCCAUCUAGGGGGAAACAAUGUCUUCCUUGUCACCACCGCUGGUGUUGGAGAAAGCGCAAAGUCUGGGAUUUAUACCGGUGGUGCCGUACUGUUUCAAUUCGAAUUUGAUAUCUCCAAGGUAGACACGGACAGGAAGAAUUGUUUCACUAUCCAAUUCCAGCCUCCUCGCAUUUUCGAAUACCAUUCCUCUCCAGACUGUGUGUCACCGCCUGAGACACUUGGUUGCUUUCUGCUGUAAUGACUUGUAACUUGAUUGUCUCAUCAUCUUCUGUACUAUUAUAUGUAAGUUGUACUCCUACUAUCUAUUUAUCCAGAUUUCGUUGUUCUGCCUUGUUUGAUUUAUCAUCCACCACUGAGAUUAAUGUUGUUGCAAUGUGUCCUAUGCCAUAACGGAAUUGCAUAUUACAAGAAUGGUAAUAUGCCUCGCGCUACUGGCGGUUCAAACUUCAAAUCAAAUAUGUAUAUCUGUUUCUGGUUCAACAUAUGCUUUUCUAAUGGCUAUUCAGCCUUGUUUCGUU